Messenger RNA from Apis laboriosa (Himalayan honeybee), 2845 nucleotides. RefSeq names its product elongation of very long chain fatty acids protein AAEL008004-like. Lineage: Eukaryota; Metazoa; Arthropoda; Insecta; Hymenoptera; Apidae. Bases 612 to 1583 code for a protein of 323 amino acids. Gene Ontology annotation, cellular component: endoplasmic reticulum membrane. Gene Ontology annotation, molecular function: fatty acid elongase activity. Gene Ontology annotation, biological process: fatty acid elongation, monounsaturated fatty acid; sphingolipid biosynthetic process; fatty acid elongation, saturated fatty acid. The transcript has 7 exons. The record is from RefSeq and is a predicted model, not a curated record.
CUUGGCACGGCGGUAGCGCGUUUAUUCGUACGAAUAUAAUCGGUAUCGCAUAAGCGGAAGCAGACUUUCGUCCCUUUGGUUUCUUUAACGUUUUUAUUUUUCUUUUUUUUUUUUCUUUUCGAUUUCUCUUUUUUUUAGUUUUACAUUUCGUUUUAUUCAAUUUAAUUUCCCUUGAUAUAUCAUUUGAUACGAAUUUGUAAAAAGUCAAGUUUGAGGAGAAAGAUCGUUAAGAAUUUGAUAAAAAAAUAUCGCGUUUUUGUGAUCCGAUCAUAGAAAUCGUCGUGAUUAGCGACUCGUCGUGCCUGAUUAUUAUUCUUCUUCGUUUAACAUUUAUCGAAUAAUUGACGUUAAAAUCUGAGGAAACUUGGCAAAAAGACGUGAUUCACGAAGAGAGAAAAGAGAAUUUUUCAUCAAAGAAAUUUGAUCAGCAGUGACAGCACGGAAAAAGAGCAGUGUGUGUUCGAUUGUUAAGGAAAGACGAUUACGUGAGAUACAUAAUUGCCUGUCGUCGGCCGAUCGUCCGGAACUCGCUUAUUUCGUCCUGAAACUUUACAUUCUUACGAUCUCAGGAAGAUAUAUUGCAAAGGUUUUCUCGACAAAAAGCAAGAAAAAUGUCGAUUGUAAUGCAAUACGUGGAUCGAUUUCACGAGAUACUUGACAAACAUGCAGAUCAGAGAACAACGAAUUGGUUUAUGAUGAGUUCACCAUUUCCUACUCUGUUUAUCUGCUUGAGCUACGUAUAUGGUGUAAAAGUUUUAGGGCCAAAGCUGAUGGAGAAUAGGAAACCAUUUCAAUUAAAAAAUGUCCUAAUAGCUUAUAAUCUAUUCCAAAUGGUGUUCUCAGCGUGGCUUUUCUACGAGAUAGGAAUGUCCGGAUGGCUGACUGGCGACUAUUCUCUAAGGUGCCAACCCGUAGACUACAGUGAUCGACCCCAAGUACUAAGGAUGGUGCACGCUUGUUGGUGGUAUUAUUUCUCCAAAUUUACGGAAUUCAUGGAUACGAUCUUCUUUGUAUUAAGGAAGAAGAACGAUCACGUGUCAAUAUUGCACGUUAUUCACCAUGGUUGCAUGCCAAUGUCAGUAUGGUUUGGCGUUAAAUUCACACCAGGCGGUCAUUCUACUUUCUUCGGGCUCUUGAACACAUUCGUUCAUAUAGUGAUGUAUACAUAUUACCUGUUGGCCGCGAUGGGUCCAAAAUUACAACCAUACCUUUGGUGGAAAAAAUAUUUGACCGUCUUCCAAAUGAUCCAAUUUGUCGCGGUAAUGAUCCACGCGUUCCAAUUACUCUUCAUCGACUGCAAUUAUCCUAAGGCAUUCGUCUGGUGGAUCGGUUUACACGCAACUAUGUUCUUCUUCCUGUUCAACGAAUUCUACCAACAAAGCUACCAACAAAAGAAGAGGAAGCAAACAAUCACGAAUGGCAUGAAAAAAGAUCAUCAGCAAAAUCAUCAAACGAACGGCAUGACGAAUGGAGCAAUGGGCAAUUCGUCCGGAAGAAGAGACGCGGCCGAUUAUUACGUGAAAGGCGACAGCCUAGCCGCCUCGGAGCUCAAUCUUAGGAAAUCGUAUACAACGACCGAGUGACCCGAUCAUGCUACGUUGUAGCCAUCAUCAAAUUCAUCUCGUCUUUUCUCAUCGAUUCCUCGAGUCGCAUCCGGGCUUCGUUCCUUCGCCCUUCCAUUCUAAUGAUCCUUCGGGUUCGAGUGGAGAAAACAUUGAGUACAAAAUUACUCUGCGAUCGCGUUUGCGUGUAUUCGUGAAAGGAGAUAGAAAGUAAGAGGAAAAGAGUGAUAUGAAUCAAUGUACAAAGGUAGUCCCGGAUGUGUUACGACUCCAAUGUCACGGAUCCCUGGCCUCGUGAUUCAGGUAUUCGUGAUUCUUUUUUCGGUUCGCUGUAUGUACAUUUACCAUGCCCGACAAGAGAUAAUUCGUUUUCGAAUCAUCCUCUGCCUCUCUCUUCGAAUGCGAGAAAAGAAAGCCGCCGUCUAAUUGUAAUUCGAGUAUAGACUUGCAAAGUUUUGAUAAGAGAAGAAAAACAUAGGAGAAAUUACAUAAAGUGUUCAUAAUGUACAUCGUUGUGAUAAUUUAUAGCGAUAUUACGAUAUAGAAUGAUAAUCGAAGGAUGAUAAUUGUUUUUUUAUUGACCAUAAUGAAAUUCAAUAGUCAAAAUAUCAAAAAUGCAUCUUCGAUAUCUAUAAAUAACGAACAAUGUUCUCACUUUAUUAAUGAGAACAUUUUUCGGAUGAAAUUACCUGAUUUUAUUGUAAUCUCAUAUUUUAGAUUAUAAACAUUGUUAAAAAUCAUUUUUCUAUUUACAUAAUGUUCAAAUAUAUAUAUAUAUAUAUAUAUAUAUAUAUAUAUAUAUACACACCAGGACGAUAGCAAUCCGCAAAAUGUUUUUACUGUCAUCGGUUUACGCGCGGUUCUAAGAUUAUAUAAAAACAAGGAAUUAUAUAAGAGAGUUAACGGUGAGUCUUGGAUUAAAUUAUGUAACAAUGCCAGCGACCGUAUUUUAUUAUAUAAUUCGGGAAGAUCUCUUUUGCAUUUUACCAGGAUCCCGCGAGUAUUAGAAAAUUCAUACUUUAUUACUUAUUCCAGAACUCGUGACCUUAAUUGGGCCGAUCUAUGAAACACAAUCUACGCACUUUCAUGCCAAGUUUCAUGGUUAUAUAAAUGCUGCGGAAACUGGGUUUAAAUUCAUACCCAUAUACAAUAAAUCAUCUAAUAUUAGAAUAUAAAAUUUCUCCGAUUUUAAUUUGAAUGAUAUAAAAAUAAUAAAAAAAAAAAAAGAAUGUGCCAAUUGUGAAAAAAUAAACUUUGCAAUAAAAAAAAUCUUUUAUUCAGGG